Molecule: messenger RNA, 3560 nt
Organism: Pleuronectes platessa (European plaice)
Lineage: Eukaryota; Metazoa; Chordata; Actinopteri; Pleuronectiformes; Pleuronectidae
Product: lactosylceramide 1,3-N-acetyl-beta-D-glucosaminyltransferase A
Exons: 2
Coding region: 602-1765 (387 amino acids)
Biological process (GO): brain development
Cellular component (GO): membrane
Source: RefSeq, a predicted model, not a curated record
GAACUUACAUGGGGACAUUGAGGCGAUGAGAAAGGAGAAGUUCCACUUCCUGUGUGAUGGUGUUAAAGUGCACCUCCUCAGACUGGGCGUGGUUUACCCCCAAACUCUGAAAUAGGGAUCGAGGGCGAGGCGGCAUCUGAGUUGUUUGUACGCAGGGAAGUUGGAGUCCACACACUGUUGCUAGAGGAAAGAUCCGAGGAUAACAAACACACAGAUCACAACCACACCCACCCACACACGCCUCCUUUACACUGGAACAGAAGGACUGAGCCCUGCAGAUUGAUCUGCGUAGCGCAUCCUGUCAUCCGAGGGUAAACUCCAAGGAGGGAGAGGAGUACAAGUCCGACUGCCGCCGCCUCUGUGCUGGAUUCACUGCGACACAUCUUGUUUGGCCGACCCAGUGACUCCCAUCAGCUCCUGGGCCUCCUGCUGGAUGUGGACAGCCUAGGAUGGAAGACCCACCACAAGCUGCUCUGAGGCACUGCAAAACUACACGCUCUACCCCCGCAACUUUGGUCGUCUUGUCUCCUCCUCGUACGCCGACACGACCAGCUGCUUCGCCGCUUGUCGGACCACCGCCACGGCGUGACGAGAUUCCAGGAUGUUUUUGAGGUUCCGCCGAUUACGGAGAUGCCAAUGUGUGCAGCUGAUGACCACCUGCCUGGUGCUGUCGGUGGUGAUGGUCUGCUGGGAGCAGCUGGACAACCAUGUGGUCAGUCACGUCAAGUCCUACUCCUACCGCUACCUGGUCAAUGGCUUCUCCUACAUCAACAAGAGCUUCACCAUCCCACGCGAGCAGGCGAGAAGUUUCAGCAACUUCCGCUACCUGCUGGAUCACCCGGACAAGUGUGCUAACAAGGACGUCCUCCUCCUGCUCUUUGUCAAAACGUCCCCAGGGAACACUGAGAGGCGUAAAGCCAUCAGAUCCACCUGGGGUAAUGAGACCUACAUCCAAAACACCUUGGGAGUGACUGUCAGGGUGGUGUUUGCCCUAGGAUCGCCUCGGACCAAGACGGACGAGCCUUCAUGGAGGACGAGGAGUAGGUUGGGCCCCCAGGAGCAGCUCAUCCGUGAGGACCGCCUCCAUGGUGAUUUGAUCCAGCAGGACUUCUUGGACUCUUUCCACAACCUGACCCUGAAGCUGAUCCUACAGUUCCACUGGAUGCACAGCCGCUGUGCACACGCCCGCUUCCUCAUGACGGCCGACGACGACAUCUUCGUCCACAUGCCCAACCUGGUGAGCUACCUGCAGGACAUGAGCCGCAGAGGCGUCACAAACUUCUGGAUCGGUCGAGUGCACAGAGGGGCACCGCCCAUCCGCAGAAAAGACAGCAAGUACUACGUGCCCUACGAGAUGUACCCGUGGCUGUCGUAUCCCGACUACACGGCAGGGGCUGGGUAUGUCGUCUCCAGCGACGCAGCAGACAAAAUCUAUCAGGCCACACUGACCCUGAACGCCUCUCUUUACAUAGACGAUGUGUUCAUGGGCAUCUGCGCCAACGCCGUUGGUGUGUCCCCACAAGAGCAUGUCUAUUUCUCGGGGGAGGGCACGGCGCCCUACCACAUGUGUAUCUAUGACCAGAUGAUGACCUCACAUGGACACGUGGAGAAUAUCUAUGACCUGUGGAAGGCCGCGACACGCCCUCAGGUGAAACGGUGGAGCUCUGGAGUCGUAGGCAGGCUGUACUGCACGGCCGUGAAAAUGGCUCUUCUUUGUAAACCUUACUAUGUCAACACAUACCCCUGCAAAGCAGCCUUUUUGUAGUACACCUGAAUAGCUGCUGGUGUGCGUGUCAGUAUGUGACAGAGAGCGAAAGCGUGUGUCUGUGCAACAUAAUGAAAUGACGAACAUCUCUGCGAAUGUUACCUCAGUCCUUUCAGUCGGACACCAGCGUCUGGAAAACCUGGAAACAUGUGGUGUGUGGGGAGAAGUGUUCACAUGAUUUAUCUCUGUUAGUGAGACAUCAUCAAAAUAUCAAUGACCACUGGUACAACAAUGCACUGACACUGGUGUUGGACCGACCGCAAAUUGUGAUGAAAAACAAGGCACUCACUGCCCCUUCCUCUCAUUCACCGGCUUUAUUACAUUGACUGUGAAAUAAUUGCAUUUUUCUAAAAGUUUUUUAAACCCCUGAUGGCCCAAUGAGGAGAUAUGUUUUUCUAAACUGGUGGUGCAAAGCAGAAGCGAUACAUUUGGGAUGUGGUCAUGACGUGCGAGUUAUUAUAAGAAAAACUGUCAGAUCGAAAAACUGCCUCCAUGACGUGUAACGGCAGAGAAGACUUCCUGUGCAGUAAUGACUUCCUGUGCAGUAAUGACAAGCAACAGUUAUAUAAGUUAAGUAUACAAUAGGAGGAUUCUUUUUUUUUGUAAUGGCAUUAGUGAUUUUUUUUUAAUGAAAUAAAAUCCACACUCUUGUUUCAGGUGUGACAAAAGAGGUGUCAAAUGUUGUCAAAGUUAUUUAUUUUUUAAUGUAGUAAUAAAUCGUGUCAGUUUGUUGCUCAGGAAACGUCUUAGUAUGAGGAAGCUAAACCAGUUGAGGUUUGAAACAGUGUCUCAAAAUAAAUCUGUCUGUCCCAGAUAUAUAAAAGACUUUGUUUUCGAAUUGUUCUUCCAAUGAAGUCAAUUCUCCAAACAUUCUCAGGAAAUGGGCAGUGAUUAACAACAUGGAUUCCUUGUGGCACUUUGGAUCAGUAGAGCGUUAAAACAGUUGGCCCUGCUCUUUCUGUGAAGAGAUUGCCGGAGAUUCCUUCCUUGGGCAACAGGAGCAUGAUACACAGAUUGAGAGUUUAGUAAAGCUUCCUGUAAAAGGAAUCAAUCCAAUAGAACACCAGUUUACAUUCUUGCUGCGGAUCGACACACCUCUUCCAAAUACUGGAAACCUGGGCAUGUUCCCACCACUACUCUUAAAGCUGAUUAAUUAAUAAUAUGUUAUCUCUUUCGUUAAAUGAGUCCAAAAUACAAACCAUAACAUGUCCGACAUGUAACACAGGAGUUAUGUAAUGCACUUAUUUUUCUGCCAGGCACCAGUUUCUGCUAGUUACCUUUGAACCUCAUGGUGAACAAGCGGGCGUCCCCCUUUUUAAACUAUUACUGUUUUGGUAUAACCCUGCUUUCAACCAAUUAUGUUUUUAUGCUACUAACUUGCAACCGCAAAAACAUUUUGAAGGUAAAACAGUAGGUUUUUCAGAUUAGUUGAAAUACAUUGUUUAUUUGUUUUGAAAAUUGCAAAUGUGUUGAUACUGGAUAUAGUAGUAAAAAUGUUUAAAGACAACAUUAUUUGUGCACAGUAGUAUCAUGAACAUAACAUAGGACACUGGUUUGUUUUACACUGACACUAUAACCACUUUUAUAUCUGUACCAUCACCUAGUUAGCUCAGCUUGGCAUAAUAUAAUCUUUAACAUCAGCUUUAAAAUGUCCCACAGUGUAGUGUAUAUACUCUUUUCUGCUGCAGACACAGAUAUGUUUCCUCAUUCAGAUAAUUCCAUGUUAUAGUAAACAUAAUCUGACUGAUGUGUACUAUCGGUAUAUGAAUUAAAAUGUCAGUGUGUACAAUUUAAA